UAUAAUGCACUUUAUUUCGCUUUAUGUAUAUAUUAUCAUCUAUAUAGAUGAAAAAAGAUAAAUCUGACAUAAGUAUAUACACUGGUAUUAAUAAGUAUCAAGAGAUGGCAGGCACGUUCAGUAGCUUUGCUUUUCGCGCCUUAAUUAUGCCUAACCUGUCUUAAAUAUACACAUCUUUCCAACUUCUUUUUUUAAGUAAAAGAUAAAACUUCUUUGGAAUCUAAAAACUAUUUAAUCUCUUUUUUUAUUACAUUGUGAGUUCUAUAAGAUUAAGAUUAUUGAGUAAUGGAGGAAGUAACCAAAUGCAGGUACAUCGAUUGUGUCGACACACGGGAAAAGGAGCAAAUACUUCAUGAACUUCCCGUUUGUGAUACCGGUCUCUGUGUGAGGUGGUUGAUCAACAGUGGUCACGUGGAUCUAAUUGGAAGUGAUCUGGAUGCUUUACGGUCUAUGAAAUUUUUCGUUUGCAAUAAUCACUUUACGGAAGAUUGCUAUCUGAGUAAAGGUACCCUAAAAGAAAAUGCAGUCCCUUCUCCACAUUGGAGUGCUGUUUCAAGAAAAUUGAGGAAUUUGAAAAUACGACGGAAAAUUCAUUUAAACGGUCAAGAAGGUUCUAUGGAGGAAGUAGCAACAGAUCAAGUUACAGAAAAAAAUGUUCCAUCUGAAUUUGAAGUGGAUCAGUGGUGUAGAACAUGUGCGACCAAGAAACAAAAUCUUGUAAGUAUGAUGACCAAGGGAAAAGGCACAGAUAUGAGCCUUCUAUCAAAAUUGAAACUUUUAAUAGAAAUUGACGACGAAGAUGCUUUACCAACAAAGAUGUGCGAUGAAUGUGUUGACAAAUUGGAACAGUCUUUUAAGUUUUUUCAACAGAUUUAUGUAGCAGACAAUACAUUGCGUCAUGUGUUUCCAAAUUCACGAUCCAGCAAUGCACCUAGAAAACCUCUUUAUUCAAUUGGCGAACAUAUGAGAAAUGAACAGAAGGAAAAAGAAAAAGAGAAAGAAAAAGAAAGAGAAAAAGAAGAAGAACAACAACAACAGAUUCAAGAUCAUGCUCCAAAAGUUACUCGUGGUAUUUUUAGACGAGGUCGAGGUAGACCACGUACUAGAGGAUAUCCUACAAGAUCUAGAGGAAGGCCAAGAACUGUUCACUUACCGCUUUCAGUUCCAAGUCCUAAUCUAAACAAUAAUACCGUAAAUGAAACCAGAGUAAAUGAAACAAUAUUAAAAAAUGAAUCUCAAAAUGUGACUCACGAUGAAGAAAGACAAGGUAAUACAGUAUUUUCAUUACUUACUGAUACAUGUCAUAGUGAUGAAGAAUUAGAUUGGUCAGAUGUAUUAAAAGUGAUGAGUGAUCAAAGGUAUCAAGUUGUUUCUAGACAAGAAACAGAAUCAAAAUUAGAAGAAAAUAUACAAAAGGAAAAAACAGAGGAACAAGUAAUUCAACCAGAAAUAAUGUUACAAGUAGAAGUGACAUCAGAGACAAUAAAAGAAGAAAAAAACACAGAAGCAGAAAUUGAAGUUAAGGUAAAGGUAGAGGAAGAGAUAGAGGUGCAACCUAAUGUGACAAAAUUAAUUAUAGAGAAAGAAGUUCAACGAAUACGUUGUGAAUUUUGCGACGAAUCAUUUAAACUUAGACGUCAGCUACAAACACAUUUAUUAACCGAUCAUUCUCAAUUAUCUGAACAUAUGUGUAUAGAUUGUCUAACUUGUUAUGAAAGUGAAUCGUUAUUAACAAAACAUCGUAGUUUACGCCACGGAGAUCGAAAAUAUCAUUGCGAAUAUUGCCACGAAGUAUUUCUCGAAAAAAAGAUUUUAAGGGAACACAUUAAGAAAUGUCAGCCACACGAUAUACUACAUUAUUCUUGCGAUUCGUGUGGAAUAACAUUUAUCUCUAAAGAAGAGUUAAUUGAACAUAUGGAAAAUCAUCCAGAAAGUUCGAUUGUAUCAUCGCACAUGAAUCUUGAUAAUUUGCAAAGUACUGAUAAUACAUUAGUAUCAUCUUCAAAGCCCGUAAUAAAACUCGAAUCAGAAUCUGAAUAUUGUUCCAUUUCAACUUCAAAAAAUACAAAUGAAAUUUCAGAAUCGAAUCCAGAUGAAAAGAGCACAAUUAAUUCAAGUGAUAUAUGUGAAAUUAAUAUAGUUGAGGAAACGCAAGGACUGAUUGAUGAAGAGUCGAUAGUGAUGUGUCCGGAUUGUAACGAGCAAAUGCAUAACACAGUGGAACUUAGUAUCCAUCGAAUGCGUCGUCAUUCGAUGAAUAGAAAGGAUGCUACAUGUCUUCUUUGCGACAACAAAUCGUUUUCUUCAUUAGACGAAUAUGAACAACAUGUACUUGAUCAUUGCAAACGAUUAAGAAUAUCACCAUGAUAAAAUGAAUUUUUCUUUAUUACAUAAUAUCGCGUCAGUGAUAGAUUUAAUCUAUUAUAUUGAUUCAUUAUCAGUUAAAAAAAAAAAAAAAAAAAUUUCGAUCAUAUUAGAUACAAUUAAAGGAUAUCAAAGUUAAUCAUUUUAUUAAAAUAUUGCACAUUGUGUGCGUUUGUAUUUUGUAGAACCUUCAAUCUUAUUUCUUAUUAUUAUAUGAAACAAGAAAUAUAUUUUAAUCGAAACAUAUUUAAAGUAAUCGAGCAAUUCGAUCAUUUUUUUUUUUUAAUUUAUCUGUAAUAUUGAGUAAAUUACGUAAAAAAAGUACAAAAAUCUGAGGGUAAAAAUCUGUUAUGAGACAGUGCGUCACAUUCACGAUAAUGAUAUGAAUUGUAUAAAGAAUAAAUGCAUCGAUAGAAAUAGAUUUCUAUACGAAAUGUCAUGACAUACAGCACGUUUGUAAUGUAUUGUAACGUAAAUGUGUUUCUUUCAUUUCAUUUCAUUUCAUUUCAUUUAAAAAUUUGCACGCGCGUGUGUGUAUAUGUGUAAGUUCUGUUUAAUAUAUACGUAUAUAUGUAAAUAACAUAGAGCGUGUAUGAGCGCGACAGUAAGAAUAUCAGUACGCGCGCGAAUGCAACGGUGAAUCGUAAUUGUUGUUUAUUAUUUACAAUCGGCUAAGUUUAGCCGGUAGCUUUUAAAAUUAUUCAUCAAUAAAUAUGUCUUUUUUGAA
Apis laboriosa (Himalayan honeybee) is the source of this 3091-nucleotide messenger RNA. RefSeq lists its product as uncharacterized. Lineage: Eukaryota; Metazoa; Arthropoda; Insecta; Hymenoptera; Apidae. The record is from RefSeq and is a predicted model, not a curated record. Gene Ontology annotation, cellular component: nucleus. Bases 286 to 2367 code for a protein of 693 amino acids. The transcript has 2 exons. Gene Ontology annotation, molecular function: RNA polymerase II cis-regulatory region sequence-specific DNA binding; zinc ion binding; DNA-binding transcription activator activity, RNA polymerase II-specific. Gene Ontology annotation, biological process: regulation of transcription by RNA polymerase II.